Messenger RNA from Acanthochromis polyacanthus (spiny chromis), 4086 nucleotides. Its product is annotated as rho-related GTP-binding protein Rho6-like. The coding region runs from base 140 to 838 and encodes 232 amino acids. NCBI's taxonomy places the organism in Eukaryota, Metazoa, Chordata, Actinopteri, Pomacentridae. Gene Ontology annotation, biological process: small GTPase-mediated signal transduction. The transcript is spliced from 5 exons. Gene Ontology annotation, molecular function: GTP binding; GTPase activity. The record is from RefSeq and is a predicted model, not a curated record.
AAAGUUCCGCAGUGACUCCUUCGCUGAUCCGCUUCAGCACCGACUCACCGAGCGCAGAGUCACACCGAGCCGCUCACCGGGAGGAUUUACCGAAACUUUCCGCCGCUUUCUGCCCCUGAACGUGUUUGUUUCCGUCACCAUGAAGGAGAGGAGACUCCCGCAGCCUUUCGUAGCGAGGUGUAAGCUGGUGCUGGUCGGGGACGUCCAAUGCGGUAAAACAGCGAUGCUCCAGGUCCUGGUGAAGGACUGCUACCCAGAGACUUAUGUCCCUACUGUGUUUGAGAACUACACAGCCUGUCUGGAGCUUGAAGACCAGCGUGUGGAGCUCAGCCUCUGGGACACAUCAGGUUCUCCGUACUACGACAACGUCAGGCCGCUCUGCUACAGCGACUCGGAUGCGGUGCUCUUAUGCUUCGACAUCAGCCGACCAGACACAGUAGACGGAGCUCUGAAAAAGUGGAAAGCAGAGAUCCAGGACUUCUGCCCCAGCACUCGAAUUCUACUAAUAGGCUGCAAGACAGACCUGCGCACAGACGUAUGCACACGCAUGGAGCUGUCCAAUCAGAAACAGGCUCCCAUCUCCCAUGAGCAGGGUUCGUCCUUGGCCAAGCAGCUCGGAGCGGAGGCCUACCUGGAGUGUUCAGCCUUCACGUCAGAGAAGAGCAUCCACAGCAUUUUCCGUACUGCGGCUCUGGCCUGCAUGAACAAACUCCAGCCUGCCAGCAAACCCAGCCCGGUGCGCCGCCUCUCCAAGAGACUCCUACACCUGCCCAGCAAGACGGAGCUGCUCUCCUCCACUUUCAGCAAGGACAAGUCCAAGAGCUGCUCCAUCAUGUGAAUGCUGCUGAGACCACGCUGCAGAAAAAAAAGAGAAAGAAAGGACAAGCGAACUAUACUGUAGCUGGUUCAGCGGGAACGUGGGGUGUGCAACGGAGAGAGAGCCCUGAUGUGGAUUUCUGCAAAGCCUCUCUCUCCUUUGCAGCAUCCUCCCCAGAUUCCAAAAAGAUCAGUACACUCUCUAUAUUCAGCUCUGACGCUCAAGUUUUCAUUAUGACUUGUCACCAGCGCACAAUUUCUGCAGAGAGAAAUUGUUUGAUGUUCAGUUAAACCAUUUUUUACAAGCAGAGCGUAACAGGCACUUUAAGGUGCAGACCCACGUAAAGGUUGCAGUGAGUCAGCUCGAAUAAGGUCGGUACCUUCGCUUUACCGUGGAGGAAGUGGUUGUAAACACUGCAUUUGACUGCAUUAAACUGAUGAGACCCGUUUGAAAUUCCGAUAGCAGUGCCCUUUCCCAUCCAUCUCUUUAUCUGAAUGUCUGCUUCAGGUCACGCUAUGGGCUGAGUGACGAGAUGAAAUGUAAAAUCUGACAGUGACAGGAACUGGUAUCUACAGAAAUGCGGCUCGCGGAAUUUAAAACAGCGUUCCUUGAAGGAAAUUAUUCCCUGGCUGACCCCUUACGGUAUUUCGUUUGGAAAUUAAAGCUGACAGUGGAGAAAAGGUGGCGAGAAGGGAGGGAUUUGGCAAGCAGUGUUCAUUUGCAAAGUCAGUGGGAGGACACACCGCGAGCACAUCUCAAGGAGCGCAAUGUGACUCAGCACUCACAUGAGCUACAAAACGGGGGACUUGCUGUUAAUAACAAACACACACACACAAAACUGGGCCAUCUAAACACUCUCUGAACAUGUCUUUCUAAGAUUCCCUCCCAUUAGCCAUCACCACAGCAGCUUUAUUUUCUCAGUGUUACUAACAAUAAGCCUUGAUUUCAGUGGUGUUACACUGAUGAAUCAUCUCUGUAGCCUGCUGAAUGGAACAGUUUUUUAUGCAUGUCUCUGUGAAAAUGAAGUCAUUCUUUCUGUUUAGAGAUAUGACAAAGAUUUCUUUUCUGGAUUAAAUAAUGUUAAUGUACCACAGAGACUUUUAACAUCUUGGGACCAUAAAUUAGUGCUUCACAAGCUCCGAGUUCUCAGCUAGGACACUUUUAAAAGAACAAUCCAAAUUGAUUCAGCAGAACCAGAAAUGUUUUUUUUUUCUACACUUGCUCAUCCUUGGCUCCUACAUUACCCACAGUGCAUCUCAAGUGACACCAAUUUGAUCAAAGAUUCAAAUUAUGUUACGCUCAAGCCCUGGGCUCUGUGCCGACUUUGAUUUUGCAGCCAAACCACGUUACUCCAACUUCAUCACGUAAUGCACACUGGAACAUGACACAUUUUUACCACACAGUCAUUGUUUAAGGAGUGGCUAUAGAGCUGAAUACAUUCUUCUGAGCAUUAUAAACUCCACAAAAAAGCUGUUUGAUUAUUUUUUUUAGGCUAAUGCUCUUUGUCUGUGGGCCUAAAAUGUUGAAUGUCUGCAGAACAUCCGGCUAAUUCAUGGAGGACACUUGGAAAACUUUAUCCAAAUGCACCACUGAGCAGCUUUCAUUUUAAUGAAUGAGGAGCCAUCUCAUCAGUUAUCCACUUCUUUUUAAUGCAUCCAGCUAAUGUAGCCUUGCAGCUAUUGAUGUAUUCAGGACACCGGAUAGCAGAAAAUGAUGAAUGCUCACUUGAAUGAAAAUUGCUCACCUGGUGCACGAGCCACAGUGAGUUUUGUAGCUUCCAGGUUUGCCUCCAUGUUUUGCAGCUCAUUGCAUGUGUUAUUACCUUUUCCUGCUCAGCCUGCAGACUUUACAUUGGAGCAAAUGAGACCUUUUUUAGAGGCUGCAGAUGUUGUACGAAAAUGAAACGCUUGAGGAUUAAAAAAUCAUUGUCAAAAGAUUAAAAUCUGACCUUGUUUGUAGGUGGAGGUGUCCUGUCAACAGUUUUACAGACGUCUCAUUUGUAAUUUUUGUCUAUGGGGAUAGUUUUUUUUAGCUAAAUUGUAAGUGACCACUGCAAAAGCUUUCAUCUGCUCUCUCUUUAGUGCAUUCAUGCCCACUGACCUUAAAGAUGAGCAGCACACUACAGAGGUGUGUUGAGCUCAUCACUACUUCUGAACUCCACACAGACCCCACGCUGACUCAAGUGACCUCAUUUCAGGCACUUUCUUAGAGUUCCUGCAGCUUCAUCCAACUUUUCCCACCUAAACAGUAAUAUACCCCAAGUCUUUUAACUGACCUCGAUGUGCAAAAAUGGUGGAGUUCACCUUCAAGCUAAAAUACGCGUUAACAGUGAUCAAACAAUAAGACUAAAUGUCCCUGAAAGGAUACAGUGGAGGGAAAGGUUGAGGUGAACCACACAAACAGGCUGGUCCUGUCUUUUCCCUUCCUCUUUUUAUGCAUCAGAUCUGUUUUAUUUCAUUUUGCAACUACCCUAAAAAAGUAUUCUCAUUUUUCACUUUUAAAACAGAAUUUCCUCCUGCUGGAUGUUUCUUUCUACUUGCUUGUGGCCGUCACUGGUGUUUUUGUAGCUGUUGAUGUUGGUCUCGUAUUCACUGGAGUCUUCUGGCGUUAGCAGCUGUUGACAGCUCGGCUAAUGGAGGACUUGAUGAUUUGUAGGUCUGCACCGAGAAGCCCGGCGAUGUGCAGAACACUGGAAUUUAACGCGUUGCCUAGCAACAGUGUGAGCAGGGGCAGUUCCUGCCUCUCCGAGAGAGGGAGGGAUGGGUCUCGGAGAGGGCGCCUCACCUUUUAUUUGUAGCAUUAAACAGAAGCCACAGCGAAGGUGAUGAUUGGACAUAUGAGGCAACAGCGGACUGUUGGAGAUGUCUGCGUUGGCUGGAAGAACCCCAUGCUAGCAGCAUCCCACGAGUGGGUUGUUGGAAGCAACAUGACAUCUGAAGUGUGGCUCUGUAGCUCUGCUGCAGUCAUCCUUCACUUCUCCGUCCUGUCUGGAGCAUCCUGCCGUAAAUAAGUUGGCCGAUAUACAACCAUCAUGGCACAGUUUCCCUCCUGUCUUGUUUUUUUUGCAAACAGACUUGUUUUGUUGUACAUAUCCUUCCUCUUAAAACUGUUUAUUAGAAAUCCCUGAAAAGAAUGUUACUGGAGCAAAAAAAAAAUGCUUGUGUGAAGUUGCCUACCAUGGCUUAAAUUAUUAACUGAAUUCUGUAUUUGUUAUUGUCAUAUGCUACUUUCUUUUAUUCUUUUAUUUAAAUAAAUAUGUCUGAAGUUAA